Ochotona curzoniae (black-lipped pika) is the source of this 7421-nucleotide messenger RNA. It is a transcript of the gene TMTC3, whose product is annotated as transmembrane O-mannosyltransferase targeting cadherins 3. Bases 646 to 3390 code for a protein of 914 amino acids. Gene Ontology annotation, molecular function: protein binding; mannosyltransferase activity. Lineage: Eukaryota; Metazoa; Chordata; Mammalia; Lagomorpha; Ochotonidae. The record is from RefSeq and is a predicted model, not a curated record. Gene Ontology annotation, cellular component: endoplasmic reticulum. The transcript is spliced from 13 exons. Gene Ontology annotation, biological process: protein O-linked glycosylation via mannose.
UGUCAAUAAUGAUUGUGUGUAGUUAUAAAAUAUCAAUAUAUAAUACUGUAUUUUAAAUUACAGUUAUGAAGCAAAUAUAUCAGUGUCUCCAAUACAUCAGAUUCUUUUCUGUUGUUUUUAAACUAUUCUGUGGGUGGAACAGUUAACCAAACUGUAGUUUGUCACCACAACUGAAUUGGUUUACCAGGUAAGGGACAUGAGGUUAUUUAUGGAAAAGAGGUUUCUAACCCACUCAGGACUGUAUGUUUGCAUAUUACUAAUGAUGGAUACCUUGAGUUGCUGUUUUUUUCCCCCAUUACAGUAUGUGUGUGCACUUGUACUCAAUUGUGAAGGUGUAAAGUAUAGAUAAAUGUGCAGAAGACUGGUCCAAAAGGGCAUUGUUGAACUAAAGGACUGUAUUAGAGGUCAGAAACUGUACUUGAAGAACAGUUCUGCCUUAGGUUAGACUGUGAGAGGUAAUCAGGUGAUACUCCUCAAAGGUGGAUAGUAUGCGAGCUGCAGUUUUCUCCGACAGAAUUACAGUACAGUCUUCUUCUUUUUUUCUAUCAAUACUAAAAUGGUAAAUGGGAAAAAAAGUGUUGCUUAAUUCAUCUGUCUUAUGUGAUUUUUAUUUCCAGUGUUUAUCCACAAGAACUUCUGAAAAAGAUGGCUUACAUUAACCUCAAAGAAAUAACCUUAAUAGUAGGUGUGGUUACUGCCUGUUAUUGGAACAGCCUCUUCUGUGGAUUCGUUUUUGAUGAUGUUUCAGCGAUCCUGGAUAAUAAAGACUUACAUCCAUCUACGCCCCUAAAAACAUUAUUUCAGAAUGAUUUCUGGGGAACUCCUAUGUCUGAGGAAAGAAGUCACAAGUCUUACCGUCCCUUAACAGUGUUGACAUUUCGCUUAAAUUACCUGUUUAGUGAGCUCAAACCAAUGUCAUAUCAUCUCCUAAAUAUGAUUUUUCAUGCUAUUGUUAGUGUGAUAUUCCUGAAAGUCUGCAAGCUUUUUCUGGACAACCGGAGUAGUGUGAUUGCUGCUCUGCUUUUUACAGUGCACCCAAUACACACAGAAGCAGUAACAGGCGUUGUGGGAAGAGCAGAACUUUUGUCAUCUAUCUUUUUUCUAGCUGCAUUUUUGUCAUACACCAAAUCAAAAGGACCAGACAACUCCAUAGUGUGGACUCCUAUUGCAUUGACAGUGUUUUUAGUGGCUGUUGCAACACUGUGUAAAGAACAAGGAAUAACAGUGGUGGGGAUUUGCUGUGUGUAUGAAGUGUUUAUCGCCCAGGGGUAUACUUUGCCAUUAUUGUGUACUACUGCUGGCCAGUUUCUCCGAGGAAAGAGUAGCAUUCCGCUGUCUAUGCUGCAGACACUAAUCAAACUCAUUGUCCUGAUGUUCAGUACAUUGUUACUUGUUGUGGUUCGAGUCCAGGUUAUUCAGUCCCAACUUCCAGUAUUCACAAGGUUUGACAACCCAGCUGCUGUAAGCCCAACUCCUACAAGGCAGCUAACUUUUAACUACCUCCUUCCUGUGAAUGCUUGGCUUCUGUUAAAUCCUUCAGAGCUUUGCUGUGAUUGGACAAUGGGGACAAUACCACUGAUAGAGUCAUUCCUGGAUAUUCGAAAUCUUGCCACAUUUGCAUUCUUUUGUCUUCUGGGGACUUUGGGAGUGUUCAGUCUCCGAUACCCUGGUGAUUCUUCUAAGACUGUUUUAAUGGCACUUUCUUUCAUGGCAUUACCAUUUAUUCCUGCAUCGAACCUUUUUUUUCCAGUAGGAUUUGUUGUUGCUGAGCGAGUAUUAUAUGUUCCAAGCAUGGGAUUCUGUAUUUUGGUAGCACAUGGAUGGCAGAAAAUUUCAAACAAAAGUGUAUUUAAAAAGCUUUCCUGGGUUUUUCUGUCCGUGGUGAUACUCACUCAUGCCUUAAAAACCCUUCACAGAAAUUGGGACUGGGAAUCUGAAUAUACAUUGUUUAUGUCAGCCUUGAAGGUAAAUAAAAAUAAUGCCAAAUUAUGGAAUAAUGUAGGUCAUGCUCUGGAAAAUGAAAAGAACUUUGAGAGAGCUUUGAAAUUCUUCUUGCAGGCCACCCAUGUUCAACCAGAUGAUAUUGGUGCCCACAUGAAUGUAGGAAGAACUUACAAAAAUUUAAAUAGAACCAAAGAAGCUGAGGAAUCAUACAUGACAGCUAAGUCACUGAUGCCUCAAAUAAUUCCUGGUAAAAAAUAUGCAGCCAGAAUUGCCCCUAAUCACCUGAAUGUGUACAUCAAUCUGGCCAACCUGAUCAGAGCAAAUGAGUCCCGACUGGAGGAAGCAGAUCAGCUCUACCGACAGGCCAUCAGCAUGAGACCCGACUUCAAGCAGGCCUACGUGAGCAGAGGAGAGCUGCUUUUAAAAAUGAAUAAACCGCUGAAAGCAAAGGAAGCAUACCUUAAAGCACUGGAACUGGACAGAAACAAUGCAGAUCUCUGGUACAACCUGGCAAUUGUAUAUAUUGAGCUUAAAGAACCGAAUGAAGCUCUAAAAAACUUUAAUCAUGCCUUAGAACUCAAUCCAAAACAUAAGCUAGCAUUAUUCAACUCUGCUAUUUUAAUGCAAGAAUCAGGUGAAGUUAAACUCAGACCUGAAGCUAGGAAACGACUUCUGAGCUACAUAACUGAAGAGCCACAAGAUGCUAAUGGGUAUUUCAAUUUGGGAAUGCUUGCCAUGGAUGACAAAAAGGACACUGAAGCAGAGACUUGGAUGAAGAAAGCCAUAAAGUUACAAGCCGACUUCAGAAGUGCUUUAUUCAAUCUGGCUCUCCUGUACUCUCAGACUGCAAAGGAAUUACAAGCUUUGCCAGUUCUGGAAGAUUUACUGCGAUACUAUCCUGAUCAUAUCAAGGGUCUCAUUUUGAAAGGAGACAUUCUGAUGAAUCAAAAGAAAGAUAUACUUGGGGCAAAAAAAUGUUUUGAGAAGAUUUUGGAGAUGGAUCCAACUAAUGUACAAGGAAAGCACAAUCUUUGCGUUGUAUAUUUUGAAGAGAAGGACCUACUGAAGGCUGAAAGAUGCCUGGUGGAAACGUUGGCCUUAGCACCACAUGAAGAAUAUAUUCAGCGCCAUCUGAGUAUAGUCAGGGAGAAAAUAUCCUCAUCUGGUUUUACAGAACAACCAGUAACUGGUAAGGUGUCAGAUACAGUAGAAGGAGAUAAAAUUCCACCUGAAAAUGUGAAGAAAAUCAAUUCCGAUUCCAAACCAACACAGAUAGGAAAAAAAAGUGAUAGCAAAAGUCAGUCUAAAUCAAAUAAACAAUUAGGAAAAAUUGUGGAGAAAGAGAUGCCCCAAAAGCCAACAAAAGAUAUCAAAGAAAUUGAGAAGAAAAGAGUGGCUGCUCUAAAAAGACUAGAAGAAAUUGAACGGAUUUUGAAUGGAGAAUAAACGUUGUUCCCAUGUGGCAGUGAUGUCGGAGAACUGUAAACGUCGGGAUUGCGUUUCUGGGAGUUCUGAAAAACAUCAAGGAUACAUAACAGUCUGUCAUGAGCUGCCUCUUUGUAGCCUCAAGAUAAAAUUUUUGUUAAAGGCCUUCCUACCCCAGGAAAUAUAUUAAGAUAAGGCAGAAAUUUUCAAAGUUUUGGUGAAUGUAGCAGAAAUACUGUUACAGGUGGAAAAUCUGUAUAUUUUAUUAUAGAAGAAUGUUUUUCCUUACCAAAUAUUCCUUACUACUGUAAAAAAUAAUUUCAUGUCUGAAUGAUAAUCCUUGAUGGCAAAUCUAACGUGUACUGUCUUAUUCUAUGAAUUCCCUGCUAAUCUACAUCAUUUUUCCCUUACCUCCUGAGAUUUCUCUGACUUUGGAUUCAAAACACUAAACAUGUUUUUUUUCUUCAGUAUUUCCUUUUAAACCAGAGAUUUAGCACUAUGGAAAAAUUCUAGCUUUCUUUAUAUUGUGUUCUUUCAUUGACUUCUACAAGGAAUGCUGGAUGAAACAUUUUGAAAGAAAUCAUGUGAUACGUUAGCUUAAAAAUAUGUUUUCAUAACUUCAUGCUGCAUCUUUGCUCUGAAAUGCAAUUUUUGACCAGGUAACAUUUACACAUAUACACACACACACGUAGUUACACAUUUCUAAUGGUGCUCAUUUAUUAUUAUUAUUUUUUAACACGUUGGAAGUGUCACAUGAACCACAUAAUCAUGACUUUAUUUUUUUGGCUUUUGCUGUCCAAACUAUGCAUGUUUCUUAGAGCCAUCCUAUUGAGAAGUCCUUUUAACUCUUUUAAUUUAUAACAUAGUAAAUUUCUGUUUCAUCUGACUAUUAGUUCUCGCAUUGUAUUUGAGUUUAAUUUUAUCUUUGCAGAAUCACACUUUAAUUCCUCUUAUAUACUUUAAGCCACUAAAUUCAUUUCUGUUUAACAAAAGGUAAAAUAAUGUGAAAAAUUUAUUUUUAAAAAAUUUAAUUCAUGGAGUAUUGCUAUGGAAUGUAUUUUAUGAAAUAUUUAUUUUGACUACUGAGCUUUCAUAAAAAGUUUAAGCUAUUUUAAUUCCAUCAGUGUGGAAGGCAAAUUGCUAUUACAUUUUCCUAUGUGUGUAUCAUUUUUCACUUUAAGUCCAAUUUAAAGAUAAUUAGCCUCCUAUAGGAUUAGUAAAUUUUUCAGUUGGUUCUGGUGAAUCUAAAGUUGAAUGAUAUAAUAAGUUGAAAAGUAGAUACAGCUUGAAUUUGUAGCUUAAAUUUGGUUUUUUUCUUGAGUUGGAAUACAUUUUAAAUGAAUUUUGUAAUACUAAACUUGGUUUUAAUUCAAGCUAUAAAAUUCCAGUAUCACUCUGGGAUUAUACCUAAUUUCUAGCUACAUAAUAAUUCAGAAACUGUAUUUCUCUUAUUCCUUUGAGAUAACUAACUUCUAAUUAUGUAUGUUUCAAAAAUCCUGUUCCUGCAGUUUUUUUAAGAAGUGUUUUAUAAAUAGGUCAAAAGAAACAUGGUCUGUAUUAAAGACCCAUUGUUACUAGGUUCCCUGAGGAUCUGUCAUAGAUUUUUAGGCAAUUUAAAACAAGCACUGAUACCAGUGGGAGUUCAUCCUUAGCCCAGGAGAUUCUGUUAAACAUCAAAGCAAUACCUAAUUUCAAUUAUUAAUUAUGGUUUUUAUGACUCUAUAUAAAGUUGAGAAUACCUCAUACAGUAUAACUUGAAAAAUGAAACUGUUCCUUAUGAGUUUUAUAUAUGUGUUGAGAGUGAUCUUCUUUGCUGUACUCCAGAGGACCAGGUAGAAAAGUACAAAGUGAUCUGUAAAGACAACAGACCAAAAUGAAAGUUCAAGUCAUAUUUUAAUGGAGUGAUAUGAGUAUUCCAUGAUAAGAGUUAUGUAUUAGUGUUAUCCAGUGAUUUUUCUAAGAAGAAAAAUUAUCUUAGCAGUUGAAAUAGUGCCUGUCACUUUUGAAAUGCUCUUACAUCUUAUUAAAUGAUUUAUUUAAAUUAAAGCUGUUCUGAAUAAUCAAUAGCUUAAUAUUGAUAGUGAGUCAGUGAUUCUUAAUUCAUUCCAUUACCAGAAUUCUGAUGAGGGAUCCCUUUAGUAUGCACACUGUCGCAUUUAAAAAAAAAUCUGAAUUUCUGGUAUAUGGAGCCAUGCUUUGUUUUUUCUAAAAGGUUUAUGAGAAGUUCUAAUUUGAAGUCAUAGUUGAGGGGAAUGGGAUACACUAAUUCUAAAAAACAAAAAUCCUUUUAUCUUUUCUGUUAUCGUUUUAAAUUUAAAAUAGAAUCCAGGUGAGUUUUGUUGGUUUAAUAUUUUACUAAGAAAUAAUCUCACAAUUAAUGUUCUUUGGAAUUUGAGAUCUUAGGUUCCAUCAAUCCAGUAGCUAUUAUUGCUAUAACUGUAAAUUCAAAAUAAAAAUUUUAUUCAAACUGUUAAGUAAAAACAACAUUCUUUUCCCCUCUGUGGGGCUGCCUUUUUGAAGACAUGAGGUAGAAGACCUAUAGGUCACUAAUCUGUGGCGAGGAGUUGUGAGCAAAUAUAAGUUUGGAACAGACUUAAUUCAUGUAUGCUGGAGACUGAAUGGGUACUGUUUACUUGUAAAAUGUCAAGAGUACAAGAAAAGCUUUGACAAUCUCCAAGGGGCACUGGUAUGUUACUCCCUCAAUGCUUCUCAGAAGGUGCAAUUUAAGUUUCUGAAAUUGCUCUUAUGUUUAUUAUUAUUGACAUUCAAAAGUAUAAACUGUGGUAAUUAUUCCAGUGAGUCAUUUUCUGGAGUUGUUGACUGGGAGAAUUAAAAAUAUGUAUUUUGUUAUUUUCUGUUUACUUUUAUGUAAAUAUUUUGUAUGUGAAUUGCACAACUCUAAUAAACCUCAUCCCUUCCAUUCCAUCUGAUUUGAACUCCAUGUUAUAGAAUCUAAAGAUGCUCUAAUGAAAAAUACUAAGACUAUAGAUUUUUAUGUCAAUUUAUACUUUACAAAUGCAUAUAUUUGUCAUAUUUAUUUUUUAAAACCUCAUAAUUGCAUAACUAAAAGAUUUUAAAAUAAAUGCCCCAAAAUCUGUGGUACUUUUGUCCAAAAGCUUACCUGUUGGAAGCUGUCAGCCAUUUGUGUUAAGGGUUCAUAAGAGAAUGGUUUAAAAUUGUAUGCAUUUUACAUUAUAUAAUGUCUGUUUUUAAAUAUUCAGUAUUAAACCGGUACUUUUCAAGCUCUGACUUGCUUUUUAGUUUAAAAAAAAUACAAAUGCCUGGCAUAUAGUGUUAGCAAUUAUCUGUGAAAGGUGUACAUUUCUAUUAGUUCCUUGUGAUGUGUUUUCAGUUAUGAAUGACAAACUAAGAAAAUGUUCUCAUCUCCCUGAAUUCAAAUCCCAAUAUCAACUAUGGUGUGACCUAAGGAAGUUUUUUUAAAGCUACACGGCCUGAAUCAUCAUCUACAAGUUGUAGAAAACACUUUUCUGGUAAAGUUCCUAAGAGAAUCCGUAUAUUGUUUAUUACUUAAAUUGCUAGAAAUUGUUUAGAGCAAUCCUUAUUGUAAAUAAGUUAUUUACUGAUAGCAUAAGGUUAAGUUCUUACACAGGAUGCGUAUGAUUUGACUUAUUCAUGUGCUGACAUAAUGUCAGUAAUGAUGAAAGAGCAGAUGAUUCAAAAUUUAUUGUCAGUGCUUGCUUCUUAGCUGUCUAUGCCAACAGGCAUGUUCAUAGAAUAAAAUAUGAGAGGUUCUCAAAAUGUUCAUAUAAAAUACAUAUUUUUAAAGGAAUCUUCAUGAAUUUCAAAAAUUUUUUGGCCAAAAUGUAAUAGUAGACCUUGCAAGUUUCCGAUGUGAUUCCUUGCACUAAUAUGGUCUUCCUUGAGAUGCUUGACAGGAGGCUGUACGUGAAAGAGCACAUUAGGCAGUACUGCUUUAAUAACAGCAAAGCCCGGAACCCCAGAGUUCAUUUUCAUUUCAUGAGGAUCACAUGAAGAUCAUUUGGAGAGUCAGUGGCCUGGAUUUACAUGAGGACAGACAGAAGGGUAAGGUA